Molecule: messenger RNA, 2171 nt
Organism: Drosophila arizonae
Lineage: Eukaryota; Metazoa; Arthropoda; Insecta; Diptera; Drosophilidae
Gene: DCAF12
Product: DDB1 and CUL4 associated factor 12-like protein
Cellular component (GO): Cul4-RING E3 ubiquitin ligase complex
Molecular function (GO): protein binding
Source: RefSeq, a predicted model, not a curated record
GCCCCAAGCACUUAUCAUUAAUCGAUUGUCGCGCACCACCAUUUUUGUUUGGACAAUGGAGAAUAAUCACUGAAAAUUAUUUAAAGAAAUAAUAGUUAUAAAAUCAAAUUGACCGCCGCAAAAAUGUUCAAUGGCAUGGUGAAGACCAUACGUGAUAGCAUUGUGGGCACAUACCCAUCCUGUCAUGUGAAUUCGCGACUGGAAGAGCGUCGUGCUAAGCAGAGAGCGAUGAGACAGGAACGAAGGCGGAAGCCAGACAAACCAGACGAUUUCGUGACCUAUGAGGACUCUGGCAGCGACGAGGAGACGCCACAACAGCAGGACGAGGUCCUCAAUACUUCCUACAAUUUGUGCGACUAUCUGCGAAGCAGAGAGAAUGCAUUGCGCGAUCGUCGCAGCGUCAAUGCCGAGUAUACCAGUCGCUAUGUUCUCACACACGACAUGUUGCGCGAGACGCAAAUUAGUUUAGGUUACAUUAACAAGGUAUUCUGCUCCAAAUGGCUGAGCAACCGUCAGGUGGUGUUCGGCACCAAGUGCAAUAAGCUGCUCGUCUACGAUGUCAACAUGCGCCGAGUUGACGCUAUUCCAACACUUUCCAAUAGUCGUGCCAAUCAUCCAGAGAUCCAAGGAGGCCUGCAUGCAAUAGAGCUGUCGCCCAGUAGAUCAUUUUUAGCCACAGGUGCACGCAACUCUUCCGACAUUGCUGUAUAUCGCUUGCCAACUCUGGAUCCGGUUUGUGUGGGAGAGAACGGGCAUCGGGACUUGAUAAUGGGCAUGUGCUGGUUGGAUGAUCAGUUUCUCGUCUCGGGCUCCAAAGACUCCCGCAUGGCCCUCUGGCGCAUCAACGAAGAUCAUAUGGACUUUCCAGACGGUGGUGAGGAAUCUUGCCCCACGUUUGCCACCAUACAUCCACUGAGUGUUAAGGAAGUGCGCACCGCGCAGCGAAUACGCUCGCUGUGCUUCAAUAAGGAGUUCAAAGAGAUCGCAGCUCUUUCUUUAAAUGGGUACAUACACAUCUUCAAUGCAGAGACCUUCAAGCAAACACUUUCGCGCAAGCUCCCCAACUGCCAGGACAAUGUGAGCAUUGCUUAUCAUAGCGAUGGACUCUACGCAGUCGGCUGUCGCUCCUAUACCAUAUUGCUGGACGCACGAACGCUGCAGACGAUCAAGAAGAUUACAUCCCGAUAUAGCGGCUGUGGCAUACGAGCCACAUCCUUUGAAGGCAAUUUGUUAACGGUGGGCACCGGCCUGGGAAUGUUGCUAUUUUACGAUAUUCGGGCUGGCAAGUAUUUGGAGAGUAGCGUAAACGCUUCGCGAACCGUGGCGCUCAAAUGCAGUAAAGGAAUUGUGUAUCCGGAAGAUGAGAUGGAUGGGUUUCAGCAGGUCAAAUACGUGCCGGCCAUUUAUACGCACUGCUAUGAUAGCACACGGAUGCGACUAUUUGCGGCGGGUGGUCCCCUUCCUGCCACACUAGUGGGAAACUAUGCGGGGGUAUGGCAAUAGCUCCACAGUACUGUCUCUAAACUGAUUAGUACGAGUAUUUAGGCAAUAGUAUAUUUUGUUUUUAGCCUUGUCGCCGUCGCGGCAGCGAUGUGCGAAAUGUGAUUUUUGAUUUCUCUGCUGAUUUUAACUUUUUAAAGUUUAGUUAUAUCAAUUGUAUAAUCAUUGUGUUCGAUUCAUACAAUUUAUAAGUGUAAAAGUAUGCAAAAACGUCGCAUAGGUUUAGCCAAUUACAGCUCGUAUUUAUAAAGUCUAUAGAUUAUACAUACAAUAUUCAUAAUUGAUUUAUAAGUUUAUACAUACACACGAAUCGCAAGCAUUGAUUUUAUAGUCUGAUCUUAAUGGUAAUAGAAUUUGAAAUUAAACUAUCUACAAAUGCAGUUUGCAUAACAAAAUAUACUUACAAUUGUUAUAAUUAUUCAUCCUCAUUUUUGGCAUUCAGCAUUCGCGCUCACGAAAGUAAACAGAAAAAUCACAUUUAAUUUAUAGGUUUUUAAAAUACAUAUGUAUGUAUAUUGCUUAUAGAGAACUGUAUAGGGCGCUCUAUGGCAUAUGUAUAUUUAUAUAUUUAUAAAGGACAGGACUAUAUCUGAAGUUCAACGGAAUCGAUUAGAAUGUACAUAAAUACAAUUUUGGUGACAAUAAUCAUAUACAAGAUUUACACAACGUAG